AUGUUUAAAGAAAGUAAGAGAAUUAUUUCAGCUGUACUAUUUGAAGCUGAUGAAAGUUUUACUUUUGAACAUUUACUUUGUCAAACAGAUAGUGAUUAUAUUUCUGAAAAGAUUGUUAAAGUUGAUGUUCAACCAAAGAGUAUGAAUACAUAG
Cetraspora pellucida is the source of this 153-nucleotide messenger RNA. NCBI's taxonomy places the organism in Eukaryota, Fungi, Glomeromycota, Glomeromycetes, Diversisporales, Gigasporaceae. The record is from the annotation of a GenBank genome assembly.